UUUUGUUUUUGCAUUAUUAUGGUAAUAACGAGGAACUAAAACGCGCUUCCGGUUGUGUCGUCACUAGCCCGUGCGGGCUUGACGCCCCAGGUGUAUAUAAAGAGCUCGAGGGGGCCGUUGGUAAGGAGGAGACCCGUCGUGUAGGCAACAGACCGCAGCCUUACCCCGGCAGAUCCCCGCUGAGCCCCGAACCCUGUCCGCGGUGAAACAUGGCGCUGAGCCGGCUGGAGAAGAUAAAGGCUUGGUUCCUGAGGGCGGCGCUGGGAUUCUUCGAGCUGCUGCUCCGGCUCUUCAUCCCUCGGUCCCCCGUGUCCGGGAAGAAGCUGCCGGCCGUCCGCAGCCCGCUGCUGCUCCUCUCAGCGACCCAACUGGCCAAGAAGAUCCGGAGGAAAGAGGUGUCGAGUGUGGAGGUGGUGCAGGCUUACAUCGACAGGAUCCAGGAAGUCAACCCUCUGCUCAACGCUGUGGUAAAAGACAGGUUCGACGCGGCGCUCCAGGAGGCGAGUCAGGUGGACAAGCUGAUUGAGGAGGAGACGGGAGGGGAGGAGGUGCUGGAGGACCGGCUGCCUCUCCUGGGAGUCCCUCUGUCAGUCAAAGAGUCCUACGCCCUGCAGGGAAUGCCCUUCACCUCCGGCCUGGUGUCCCGGCGAGGCGUCGUGGCCACGGUGGACGCCGCUCCCAUCGCCCAGCUGAAGAGAUCGGGCGCCAUCCCGAUGGGCGUCACCAACACGCCGGAGCUGUGCAUGUGGUGCGAGUCCCACAACCACCUGUACGGAGUCACCAACAACCCGUACGACCUGGAGAGGAUGGCAGGAGGCAGCUCAGGUGGGGAGGGCAGCAUCCUGGGAGGAGCAGGAGCAGUCAUCGGCGUGGGCUCCGACAUCGGCGGCAGCAUCCGGAUGCCGUGUUUCUUCAACGGGAUAUUUGGCCAUAAAACCACUCCAGGUAUGGUGUCCCAUGAGAACCAGUUCCCUCCUGCCGCUGGCAGCCAGGUGGAUUAUAUCAGCAGUGGUCCCAUGUGCCGCUACGCUGAGGACCUGCUGCCCAUGCUGAAGAUCAUGGCGGUGCCGGACGCUCACGUGUUGAAGCUGGACGAGAAGGUUGACCUGAAGAAGCUGCGGUUCUUCAACCUGCCUCACGACGGCGGCACUCCGCUGACCUACCCCGUCAGCAAGGAGAUCCUGGACGUUCAGAAGAAGGUGGUGCAGCGUAUGGAGGCCGACCUCGGCGUGAAAUUCCAAAGAGUGCAGUUCCCGGAGCUCAAAAACGCCUUCCAGAUCUGGCACUCGUACAUGGGGCUCCCUAACAAGGAGGGUGAGUAUCCUCUGUCCAUGUGUGAGAUGAUGGGGGAGCCCGGCCGACCCGCCUGGCCGCUGUGGGAGCUGCUCAAAUGGAUGGUCGGAAAAUCUGACCACACGAUGGCUGCUAUCGGUCUGGCCCUGUUGGAGACCCUCCCCGUGUUCCGUCCUUCUCCGUUCAUCAUCCAGCAGAAGGAGAAGCUGCAGAAGGACAUAGACGAGCUGCUGGGGACCGACGGGGUUCUCCUCUGCCCCACUCACCCCCGAGUGGCUCCUAAACACCACCACGUUCUCCUGAGAACCUACGACAUCGUCUACACAGCUAUAUUUAACACCCUGGGGCUGCCAGCCACCCAGUGUCCUCUGGGGCUGAACCAGCAGGGUCUGCCUCUGGGGGUCCAGGUGAUCGCUGGGAAGAACCAGGACCGCCUCACCCUGGAGGUGGCGCUCUACCUGGAGAAAGCCUUCGGAGGCUGGAAGGAACCCGGGACCAAAUAAAACCCCUCACACUGUGACCAAAACUCCAGACUGAAGAAGAAGAAGAAGAAGAAGAAGAAGAAGAAGUGUGUCUUAUCUGCCUUGCUGCUUGCCGUAGUUCACCGAGAGGUCCAAUCAGGGCGCUGAAUGUUCCCGUGGACGUGACUAAUGAGUUGUUAGACAUGAUUUUAUAAUUUACCAUGUUCAGAAACCAUUACGUCACGAGAGCACAAGCUUUAAAAAAAAAAAAAGAAAGAGAUUUUUAUAUUACAACAUUCACAGUAACACACAAAACGAAGCUACGCUGUCAAACAAAUAAA
Centropristis striata (black sea bass) is the source of this 2095-nucleotide messenger RNA. RefSeq names its product fatty-acid amide hydrolase 2-A-like. Bases 210 to 1796 code for a protein of 528 amino acids. The transcript has 11 exons. Lineage: Eukaryota; Metazoa; Chordata; Actinopteri; Perciformes; Serranidae. The record is from RefSeq and is a predicted model, not a curated record.